Sphaerodactylus townsendi is the source of this 2167-nucleotide messenger RNA. RefSeq names its product galanin receptor 2b-like. The coding region runs from base 200 to 1324 and encodes 374 amino acids. Gene Ontology annotation, molecular function: G protein-coupled receptor activity. The record is from RefSeq and is a predicted model, not a curated record. NCBI's taxonomy places the organism in Eukaryota, Metazoa, Chordata, Lepidosauria, Squamata, Sphaerodactylidae. Gene Ontology annotation, cellular component: membrane. The transcript has 3 exons. Gene Ontology annotation, biological process: G protein-coupled receptor signaling pathway.
CAGGCAGCAUCACGCAGGGACGGAGUGAGCUGUCAUGUGCCAGCGCAGGGCUCUGACAGCUGGGCAUAAGCCUGCUGCCUGCUUGCCCAGACCUGAGACCUUUGCCAAGGGGAGAGGGAAACCGUGAGCUGAAGAAGAGGAGCCGCUUCAUGCCCUAGGAAAAGGGUUCCUCUCCUUCCCCUUGUGCCUACAGACGACCAUGACUGAGCCCGAAGACUUUGCCAGCUUAGCUGGACACUGGAACAUCUCCGACACUUACCACUUCAGCCCGGCCAGCGUCGUCGUCCCGGUCAUCUUCUCCCUCAUCUUCCUGCUGGGCGUGGUCGGCAACAGCUUGGUCCUGGCUGUGCUGCUGAGGAACGGGCAGACGGGCCACAACAGCACCAACCUCUUCAUCCUCAACCUCAGCCUGGCCGACUUCUUCUUCAUUGUCUUCUGCGUGCCCUUCCAGGCGACCAUCUACUCUCUGGAGGGCUGGGUCUUUGGCUCCUUCAUGUGCAAAGCCGUUCACUUCUUCAUCUACCUCACCAUGUAUGCCAGCAGCUUCACGCUGGCCGCCGUCUCCGUGGACAGAUACCUGGCCAUCUGCUACCCGCUGCGCUCUCGGGAGUUGCGGACGCCCUGCAACGCGGUGGCGGCCAUGGCAAUCAUAUGGGGUCUCUCCAUAGUCUUCUCUGGGCCUUACUUGAGCUACUACGACCUGAUAGAGUGGGAGUCCAGCUACAUCUGCGUGCCUGGGUGGGAAGAGUGGAGGCGGAAGAUCAUGGACACCAGCACUUUUGCCUUCGGCUACAUGAUCCCAGUGCUGAUCGUCAGCCUCUCCUACACCAGGACGAUUAAAUACCUGUGGACGGCCGUCAACCCCAUGGAGGACAUGUCUGAGUCCAAGAAGGCCAAGCGCAAAGUGACCAAGAUGAUCAUCAUCGUGACCGUCCUCUUCUGCCUGUGUUGGCUGCCCUACCAUGUGGUGGUGCUCCGCUACCUCUAUGGUGAUUUUCCGUUCAACCAGACCACCUACGCCUUCCGGCUGCUCUCCCACUGCAUGGCCUACGCCAACUCUUGCCUCAACCCCAUUGUCUACGCGCUGGUCUCUAAGCACUUCCGCAAGGGCUUCAAGAAGGUCUUCAGCUGCCUGCUGAGGAAGAAGGCCCACAACAAGGUCCACGUCAUCCACACGGCCCAGACAGUGCCCGGCUUCGAGGUGGGCUCUACCGAAGUUUCCCAGAUGAACGAGGACCACAACAGACAGGCGCAGAGGAAUGAAGUGGAUCCCAGGUGCUUCAUGAUCCCCUCGGAGGCUGUGAGGCCCCUCCACGUUUCUUAAUCUCUGUUCAAGAAGGAUCCUGCGCUUUACUGCUGAGCUAUAAGCUGGUGCUGGUGGCACAUACCAGAUAUUGACACAGAAGCCCUAAAAACCAGGUAUUUGCUUCUCACUCAACGUGACAUUGGAGAAGCAGCAUCGUCUGGAUGAAGGGCAAUGAUUUAAUGACUGCUGUACGAUCCCAGUGCAACAACCACCACCACCACACACAUGCCAAGAACGAGAAACAAUAUUGGGAGACUGGGAGAAAAGAGACUGAGAUUUGGCUGGGGGAGGGUUCCAAAGGCCAGGAAAAGGAACAUUGUAAGGCUCUGCUACUUUUCUUUACGGAACCCACUCUUCUAGGAUAUGCGUUGCCUCUCCAAAUUCCAUGACUUUCCUCUCACUGUUGUUCAAGGCGAACAGAGCAUUGAGUACACAUUUCCGAAUGUUAUUUGUACAGUUUUGGAAUUGGGCAUGAUUACCCAGCAAGCAGGAUCUGGCCUUUCAGGUCAUGGGAGGCUGGGCUGGGGUUCAUAUAGCAGACACAAGUUUUCUACAGAUUUGCUACUGAGUGUCUCCAUGCCAUGGACUUAGAACAGGUCCGGAGGAGGGUGACCAAAAUGGUAAAAGGUAUGGAUUUCAUGCCCCAUGAGGAGUGGCUUAGGGGGCUGUUUAGUCUGGAGUUCCUGCAUUGCAGGGGGUUGGGCUGGAUGGCCCUUGGGGUCUCCUCCAACCCUAUGAUUCUAUGGUUAAAGGGUGACAAGACAGACAGGUUUAAAUAUUUGAAUGGAUGUCAAGUUGAAGAGGGAGCAAGCUUGUUUUCUGCUGCCUCAGAGAUUAGGACAUGCAGUAAUGGAUUCAAGG